AUGAUCUUAUUACCUACCGACAUACAAGUUCUAAUUUUGCCUUGCCUUACCUCGACUUCUCUCAUCUCACUCUCCCAAACCAAUCGACAUUUCCGGCAACUCAUAGAUCCCCAAAGGAACCAAUUUGUGAACCGCCUCCUUGAACUAGAGUGCCUCCCAGAAUAUGGCGGGGAAGUGACCAUCAACGAACACGCCAAAAUCAUCAUUCCCUCGGGGACAGUCUCAUACGCCUGUAUCCACUGCCUUAAAAUCAUCCCUCAUACCCACUUCGACAAUCAUGCACUCCUCCGCCUCCGAUUCCGGAAACCACCCCCUGAAUCCAGAGCCAGUCAACAGCUCUGUGGUUGGACGAGCGGUGGUGCAAAAGCACGGGGCUUAAAGAGACAAGCUGACCUCCGGAAUGAUACGCUGACGAAUUGGAUCUGGCAAAACUCCUCUUCCGGCAUUCCAGAAUCGAAGUUGCUAGAGCUUUACAAAAUCGGCACUACUCGCAAUCGACGUAUCUGCAACGAAUGUAAAUUCAUCACCGGUUUCUGGUCUAGAAAUGCAGGUAAUCAGAGCCAAAGUUGGGGGGGUAAACACAGAAACUCAAAUGUAGGCACUGCUGGUGUUCCCGUGGUCAAAGGUCGGCAGCGAAGAUGUCACGACUCUACCGAGCGAUAUUUUUGGGACCUGUUCCCCAUCGCUGCUGAUACAGAGUACCCGUCGAGGUGGAAAAUCUACCGCGAGGGAAAUUGUGACUGGUGGUCACUAUGGUCCAUCCGUUGUCCUGGUUGUGCCAUUUGGCAGGAACGAGCAGCAUUCCGAAAAGGCAGCGGAUACGGGGUUAAAGCAACACCAGCGGAUCCCGAUAUGUGGCGGCAGGAUGAUUGGGAUGGGCCGCAUUUCGAGGAGUGGCGAUGCAACCGGUGCUUUGAAACGUCUGUCGGGAAGGAAGAGCUGGGAAGGCAGCUACUCGCAUUCUGGAAGAGACUCGUUGACUUCGAGAUUUCCACGUUCAACCUACUCCUUCGGGCCGGUUGGUAUGCCGUUGGCGAAAUCGAGCGUUUUACUGAGAAAAAAUACUCGUGGGAAAAGAUAGUGAAAAAUGAUAGCGUUUCUUCACAAUUGCUACGAAGAAUUCCUACCGCUCAAGAAAUCAUGGAGUUGGACGUUGAGAAAAGGCGACCCUAUUAUAGAAUCUUGAAGCGAUGGCUUAACAGCUUGGACGAUCCUGCAGCAGCCUUAGGUGUAGUGAUGGAUAGAAAUCGCUUUGGAGAGUGGUCGAAUGAUUAUGAGAUUACUGAGAAAAGAAUAGAAGAUUUGGAGACCUAUACCAAAAUUCUCGAAGCUGAUCCAGGCAAACUGGUUACGUUUGCGCUGAACGGAUAUGCGCCUCUGGUAUAA
Venustampulla echinocandica is the source of this 1386-nucleotide messenger RNA. RefSeq lists its product as uncharacterized. The record is from RefSeq and is a predicted model, not a curated record. NCBI's taxonomy places the organism in Eukaryota, Fungi, Ascomycota, Leotiomycetes, Helotiales, Pleuroascaceae. The transcript has a single exon. Gene Ontology annotation, molecular function: protein binding. Bases 1 to 1386 code for a protein of 461 amino acids.